Penicillium longicatenatum is the source of this 2391-nucleotide messenger RNA. RefSeq names its product i-AAA protease YME1. The coding region runs from base 1 to 2391 and encodes 796 amino acids. NCBI's taxonomy places the organism in Eukaryota, Fungi, Ascomycota, Eurotiomycetes, Eurotiales, Aspergillaceae. The record is from RefSeq and is a predicted model, not a curated record. The transcript has 5 exons. Gene Ontology annotation, molecular function: metalloendopeptidase activity; ATP hydrolysis activity; ATP binding. Gene Ontology annotation, cellular component: mitochondrial inner membrane. Gene Ontology annotation, biological process: mitochondrion organization; protein quality control for misfolded or incompletely synthesized proteins.
AUGGCCUUUCAAGUCACCAUCCCGCGGCCGAAUAUCGCAGCUGUGACGACCGAAAUCUGGCCAUCGAUGUCUAACAUGCUAGCUACUCCCUGGAAGCAGGUAGGACGGACUCCGGUAGUCAGUGCCCACGAGACCAUCCAAAGAAUUCCUUCUCAGCAACGGAAUGCGGCGACAAAUGAGCACCUCUCGUUGCCGGACUUUUUGAACUCUGUCUCCUUGAGUGGGUUAAAGGCAGACAUGGUCAGCCAGUCUACCCGGCGCAGCUUGUCUCCGCUCUUAAGUGGAGGAAAUCCCGUUUGGAACUCAAGUACUUCGGCCCGUGGUCUUACUUCUCCGACAACUCGAUCCUUUUCAACCUUGACGCCCUUCCGCCUUCACACCCUUCGUGGGGCUCCCAAGAUAAAUGGACUCUCUAAGUUUCAACAGCAACGGUUCUUGUUCGGAGGUUCCUCGCAGACCAUCCUGGCUCAGAAGGAGAAGACUGCGAACAAUAACCCGAAUAGCGCAAAUGCCCAAAAUGCAUUCUACCAGGCCCUUUUACGUGCGAACAUGUCAGCGAUUGUCGUGGAACGAUUCCGGAGUGCUCAAUUUGCGAGCAACGCGACAACUGAAGCGAUUUACAACAAGGCACUUGAGCGGGUCGGUGGUGAUUCGACUCUUGCUGGACAUACUGGACAGAACCAAGGCCUCUCUUCCGAGCAGCUCCAGGCUGUUGGACAAGCGGUCGCUGCGCGCAGUGGCGGCGGUCAGAUCGGUGUUGCGAACAGAGGCACUGGUGCUAAAGAAGCCCCUUUGUACGUCGUGGUCGACGAGUCCAUGGGUAGCGCAGUGUUUCGCUGGGUCAAAUUCUUCUUGUUCUUUGGAUUCUUCACCUAUGUCUCUCUGGUCCUGAUCACUAUCCUGAUCGAGACCACCGGUGUAUUGAAGAACAUUCGGGGCUCGCAAAAUAACGAAGCGCAACCUUCGCAGCAGACUGUUCGGUUCAGCGAUGUUCAUGGUUGUGAUGAGGCAAAGGAUGAGCUUCAGGAGCUUGUGGAGUUCCUGCUCAACCCUGAUCGUUUCUCUUCGCUGGGCGGUAAACUUCCCAAGGGCGUUCUUCUGGUUGGUCCUCCUGGUACCGGUAAAACUCUGCUUGCCCGUGCGGUGGCCGGAGAAGCUGGUGUCCCGUUUUUCUACAUGUCCGGAUCCGAAUUCGAUGAGGUCUAUGUAGGUGUGGGUGCCAAGCGUGUCCGUGAUCUCUUCAGUCAGGCCCGCGGUAAAUCUCCGGCAAUCAUCUUCAUUGACGAGCUGGACGCGAUUGGCGCAAAGAGAAACGAACGCGAUGCUGCCUAUGUUAAGCAAACCUUGAACCAAUUGCUCACUGAGCUUGAUGGUUUCUCCCAGACUAGCGGCGUUAUCAUCAUUGGUGCUACCAACUACCCUCAAUUGCUUGACAAGGCACUGACUCGCCCGGGUCGUUUCGACCGCAAAGUGGUGGUUGGCCUCCCUGACGUCCGUGGGCGUAUGGAUAUCCUGCGACACCACAUGAAAGAUGUCCAGAUCAGCACCGAUGUCGAUACUGCUGUGAUCGCCCGUGGUACUCCUGGUUUCUCAGGCGCUGACCUCGAGAACCUGGUCAAUCAGGCUGCCAUUCAUGCCAGCCGUGAUCGUAAGACCAAGGUCGGUCCUAUGGACUUUGACUGGGCUAAGGACAAGAUCAUGAUGGGUGCCGAGGCCCGGAGCCGUAUCAUCCAGGAUAAGGACAAGCUUCUGACAGCCUACCACGAGGCUGGCCACGCUCUAGUUGCCUACUUCUCGUCUUCCGCUACCCCACUCUACAAGAUCACCAUUGUUCCUCGCGGCAUGGCUUUGGGUAUCACCCAUUUCUUGCCAGAAAUGGACACCGUCUCGAGAAACUAUACGGAGUAUCUGUCUGACAUUGCUGUUGCCAUGGGUGGUAAGGCUGCUGAGGAAUUGAUCUUCGGCGCCGACAACGUUACCAGUGGUAUUUCUGCCGACAUUCAACAAGCGACUGAAACGGCGUUUACGCUGAUCACCCGCUUCGGCUACUCCAAGAAGCUAGGCAACGUCGAUCUGUCGACCAAUUACGACAGUCUCUCAUCUGAGACGAAGCAAGAGAUCGAGGGCGAAGUGCGCCGCCUCGUCGAGGAAGCCCGUGCCCGUGCCGAGAAGAUCCUCACCGAUAAGCGAAACGAACUCGAGCUGCUCACCAAGGCUCUGAUCGAGUACGAGACGCUCACUAAGGAAGAAAUGGAGAAAGUGCUCCGAGGCGAGAAGCUUGAUAAGCUCAGCUCAUCGCCCAGUGCACCACUCAAACUGCCCGAAGCUUUACAGGCGGCCAAUCUCAACCCGUCGACUGCGGCGGGUAGUCCCCCCACCGCAACAGAGUGA